GCAACUUUACUUUGCAUUUCUGCUAGAGACCAUUUUCAAAGCUUGAACCUGUAAUCUCCUCCUGAUCAUAUGGCAACAACUUUAUCAGUUAAUCCGAGCCCCCUUCAAUUUAUGUAUUACUAUGACUUAUUAAAAAGAUAGAAAAAAGUUUACUGACAUUUCCUACAAAUUUUUAUAAGCUUUACUGUCUUGGCAUCAUCUCUCACUUUGAAGUACCUCUGCUCUUCCCUCUCACAUUUGCUCAACUCCCCAUAAGCAUCUUCACACUCCCACACUCCCACACACACUCACACAAAACUCAGAAAACAGUGCAAACAAAGAACAAGAAAAAGACUCAUCUAUCCAUAAAUGGCCACAAAUAAUCCUCCAUCUUCAUCAAUAUCAUCAUCCAAUAUCAAGAAUGAAGAAGAACAAGAAGAAGAAGAAGAAUACAUAGAUAUGGAAGUUACCUCUUCUUCUUCUUGUUCUUCACCACAAAUAAGUAGAGAAUUUGAGUUCCAAAUGGCUUCUAUUUCCAUCAAUGACAAAGACUCAACAACAACAACAACAACUUCACCAGCUGAUGAACUUUUCUAUAGAGGCAAACUCCUCCCUCUUCAUCUCCCUCCAAGGUUAGAAAUGGUCCAAAAACUUCUCACAUCUUCAAAGAUUGAAUCUUUUCAACUAGAACAACAACAAGAUGAUGAAAGAUUUACUAGCAUUAGUACCAACAACUUGACUAACACUAACACCCCUUUUGAUUCUUCCAACCAAAAACUUCUUCAAACCUCAAAGAUUGAGUCUUUUCAAGAACCUGAAGAAGCAAGAUUUAGCAUUAGUACAAACAGCUUGAUGAAUGCUGCUGCUACUACUACUAGUAGUUGUACUAAUACUGGUACCCCAUAUGAGUCUUGCAACAUUUCUCCAUCAGAGUCAUGUAGAGUGAGUUGUGAACUGAAUCCAGAUGAGUAUUACUUUGAAUGGUCUACUGAAUUCAGCACAUUUUUCAAGGACAGCAACAAUCAUCCAAAGAUGAAAUCUUGGUCCAAGAAACUUAAGUUAGUGAAGCAAUCUUUAAUUAGUCAAAAGUUGAAGGCUUCAACUUCAAAGGCAUAUAUCAAUCUCAAGUCAUUGUUCAACAAAUCUACUUGUUCAGAUCAUCAACAACAAGUUUCUUCUAAUGGUACUAAAGAUUGUUCAAAUAAGUACAUUAAGGUAUGUAAAAGAACCCCUUUUGGCCAUAUUGGAAAAUGUACAACACAUAAUUAUUCACCAACAUUAGCAAGUGUUAUAAGAGAUAUUGAGAGCAGUACUAAUGAAGCAGACAAUGUUAAUAGUCAUAGAAGAUCAUUUUCAGCAGCAAUCAAGAAACAUUCACCAACAAAAUGCUUGUCAUCUUCAUCAUCUAAUGGCUCUUGUUCAUCAUCUAAUGGUUCAUCUUCAUCAUCAUUUUCAUUGAAUUCUAAUGGAUUUUAUGAGUUGAAUUUUCUUAAGAGAAGUAGUAGUGCAACUACAGAGAUUGAAGGGUCAAUUGAGGCAGCUAUUGCUCAUUGUAAGAAGUCACAAGAACUUUGCAAUCCAAAAAGGAAAUUCAUUGAAGCUGAUCAAGGGAUUAAUUCAUUGUCUAUUUCCAAGAUUGCAGCUACUGAAAUUCAAGAAAGACAAGAUCUUUGUAGAUUUUGAAUAAAGUUUUUUUUUUCUUUUUUUUUUUUAAUUAAUGUUAAAGAGAAGUUUGCAGUUUAUAUGUAAUCAAUUCAUUGUUUUAGUGUGUAUAUUUCCAUGAGUUAAUGUAAUUUUUCCUUUCUUUUA
Messenger RNA from Capsicum annuum, 1788 nucleotides. RefSeq names its product probable membrane-associated kinase regulator 4. Gene Ontology annotation, molecular function: kinase inhibitor activity. Lineage: Eukaryota; Viridiplantae; Streptophyta; Magnoliopsida; Solanales; Solanaceae. The transcript has a single exon. Bases 349 to 1662 code for a protein of 437 amino acids. The record is from RefSeq and is a predicted model, not a curated record. Gene Ontology annotation, cellular component: plasma membrane.